Messenger RNA from Oncorhynchus kisutch (coho salmon), 4248 nucleotides. Its product is annotated as CLOCK-interacting pacemaker. Gene Ontology annotation, cellular component: nucleus. The record is from RefSeq and is a predicted model, not a curated record. Bases 381 to 2177 code for a protein of 598 amino acids. NCBI's taxonomy places the organism in Eukaryota, Metazoa, Chordata, Actinopteri, Salmoniformes, Salmonidae. Gene Ontology annotation, biological process: negative regulation of circadian rhythm; negative regulation of DNA-templated transcription. The transcript has 4 exons.
AGGCUAUUACUAUUCAGAUAAGGAGGAGGGUCUAUGCGUAAUGCACAUCAUCAUGGACGCUUUUUGUACAGACAGGGCGUAUAGGUGCAUUGCCAGUUACAAUGUAUCGACUCGAGAACUCAGCGACAACAUUAACGGGUGUUUGAAAUACUUUUACAUUAUUAUUCUGGAUGAGGAUGCCCUACCGAGCAGGAGGUAAAACAUUUUUCUACAGGAUGGUACCCUAGCUAGGACUUGAAACUUGAGGAAAACAGUUAUCUACAUGAUUCAAAGAUGCUUUGGUUGGUAUCUGCCUAUAGACUGAACGCUUGUAAGGUCCUAGGGCGGUGAGGUUGACAAGGCAGACGGUUUAAGGACAAGGACAGAAUAAAUGGUCCGCGAUGCCAAAGGAGCAGGCACAUUUUGGGGAGCGGCCCGAGCGCGUACCCCAGGGCACCUCUAAGAAUGCCAAGGAUAAGAGUAACAGUGCCACUCUGCGGGCAUCCCAGUGUGGCACUCACAGAGACCAGGAGGGUAGGAGAAUGGGCAUGAACGGGAGGAUGUCACUGUCUGACUCGGAGAAGGACUCAGAGAAAGACUCCGGAUACUCUGAGACUGGUUCGGACUCGGUGCAGAAUGAUCUGGAUGACCAGCGUAUCAGCGUAAGUGAGGCCCACCGAGCCCACAGCAGUAGCAGCUCCCUGAACCACCGGGCCCACUGCAGUAGCAGCUCCCUGAACCACCGGGCCCACAGCAGUAGCAGCUCCCUGAACCACCGGGCCCACAGCAGUAGCAGCUCCCUGAACCACCGGGCCUACAGCAGUAGCUCCCUGGGCCACAACAUGCCCCCGUUUGAGGAGCAAAACCCCAUCUACGUCAUCAAGAACCUGGUGGUUAAACCGUCUGGACCAGAGCAACUACUGCACAGAACCCUGGCGUGGGGGGGAGGAUGGGACAAUCUGUCUGGUUCCAAGGCCCCCACCCAGCUCCUACUCAUCCAAAAACCAGGGGUACCCUCCCCCGUCCCUGCCCACAACAAUCCACAGGGCCAGUCCAAGAAAGGGGGCAGUAGAAGCAACAAGAACCAUAACAGCAAGAACUCGUACCUCCCCAUCCUCAACUCCUACCCCCGCAUUGCCCCCCACCCGAGGAAGGAAGGCUCAGAGCAGAGCAUAGAGGGUGCAGGGGAUGUGAAGGAGAGAAGCAUAGAGGGCCAGAGCCGGAGCAAGAGGGUGUGUACGGAGGACAAGAGAGAAGCAGUGUCCACCACCACUCAUCUUCGACCACAGCAGCACCAACACCACCAGCGAGAGAGCAGAACCCAAUCCUAUUACAAAGUCAGCAGCAGCCGAAGCUCCUCCUCCCACCUCCCUCACCAUUCCAUGGGUGGCCCUGCCUCCUCCACCCAGCAGGGAUCUCACUACUGCCACCAACAUGCUAAACCCAGCCCCUCCCACUCCAACGGUAUUGGCUCCCCAUCUGUCAUCAGCUCCCAAAAAUCCUCCUCCACCUCGUCCUCCUCGUCCUCUGCCGACAGCUGGGCCCCAGAGGCCACAGUAGACCUGUCCAACUGCUUGUCUGACUGCUCGUUGGUGCGUCAGCGGCGCUUCCUCAACACGGCAGAGAUCCUGAGCCAGUCGGGCCUGCUGGCCAUCACGCUGCGCACCAAGGAGCUGCUGCGCCAGAAUGCCGCCACCGAGAAAGAGCUGGCCCAGCUCCGCCAGCACGCCCAGCUACUCUGCUUGGCGGCCCAGACCGGCCAAGAGGCCACCCAGCAAGGACCAAACGAAGGUCCCAGCCCCAUGGACAAGCUGCUCCAAGCCAUGUCCCAAUCGGGACGCUACCCGAGCCUCGACUGGACCUACUUUAAUGCCAACAGCAACAACCGUCCCGAGAAAGGAGACGAGGCUGAGAAAGACAUCAGGGACAGUAUUAACAACUACAAGCAUAGCCCGUCUCAGAAUCCGUUGGUGGCGGCGCCCCUUGGUAACCAUGACGAUAGCACAUCACCUCCGUCGCCACUUUUCGCCCUGUCUCCUGACCCAGAGGACUGUCCCGAUGUUCUCGGCAGCUUGCUCUCCAUCUCUCCAUCUCCCCCUCCCCAAAGGCGGGGCCGGAGACAUGGGGGAGGCGCUAAGCCCCUGUGUGACCCCACCAUGCCCCCGGAUAGCUCCACCCACCGGGCCUAUUUACUCUAGCGCUUAUGGGGAGGGGCCUCCAUGGGGGACAUUUUGAUGGAGGAGCAUGUGCCACUGUAGGGGGAGAAGGUAAGGAGUGAGGGGAAUGCACUGAACUGUGCAAAACUGUGAAUACCCGAUCUUAACUGUAUUACAUCUGAUGGACUCUUUUUUUGUUUGUUGCUGUUGACUCUACUACCACACUUAUAUAAUUAUCACAAUAUUGUUUCUUUUAUUGAUCUAAUUAGCCAGGGUAUUUCAAUAAUGAGAACAUACAAAUAUGCUUCUUAGGGGAUGUUGUAAACAAACAUGAGGGUCCAUGAAUGGAUUAUCCAAUUCAGUACAUUACAUUCCAGCACAUCUAUCAUUAAAUGUAUGGAAUAGAAUUAUUCUGCUAGGGCCCUUUUUAAACAUAGAAAGGUUCUCGGUUGUAGUUUUCUGAAAACCCUUGGUAAAACGAUAACGGCACACGAGGAUACUAGGGGCUUUUCAACAUAAUGGGAAAAUGAACACAGACCAAUCCAUUAUCCGUUUGCUCAGGCUUUCCGACGGUCCUUGACUGCUUCAGUGGCGCCGACAGUGUGAAAGGGGACUUUGACCUCAACCGACCGUUGGGGUAGUCUCCAAUGAACUCCCUCAUGCCAUGGUCAGUGCUACUGUGCUCUCUGGUCAUUGUGAGCGUUAAAGCCAUUCUCAGAAUAAAGAAUGGUCUGCAUGUAGCCUAGUAUAUUGCAGCUCUGAAGUGCUUAAUAUAUUGUGGGCCAUGUUCUCUCUUUGUUCACAGUCAUAUUACCAGCCAGAUUCUCUGGUGUAACAUGAGACUAGAGUCAGAUAUCAUGGAGACAGACACUGUACUAGAGGCACAUUGGUCAUAAUACCUGAUUGAAUUGUAGUUAGGCUAUACAGUAGUCAGACUAUUUUGAUGUGCAUGGCACUGGGAUAUCACUGGCUAUUUCUGUAUAAUUUGGUAUGCUCCUUUGAUCCUAUUUGUGUGUUACCUAAAGUGCAGUCUGAUUGGAUUAUGGUAUUGUGGGUAUGGGCACGGACAUGUAGUAUAUGUUUGUCUGCAGCUUUAUGGUGGAUUAAUGGAGCAAUCCGCAUUUCAAACAAAUGGAACCACUCUCAAAAGAAGAGUAUAUAGUGGCUGUCAUAUUACCAGCCAGAUUCUCUGGUGUAACAUGAGACUAGAGUCAGAUAUCAUGGAGACAAUUCAUUUCAAACAAAUGGAACCACUCUCAAAAGAAGAGUAUAUAGUGGCUGUCAUAUUACCAGCCAGAUUCUCUGGUGUAACAUGAGACUAGAGUCAGAUAUCAUGGAGACAAUUCAUUUCAAACAAAUGGAACCACUCUCAAAAGAAGAGUAUAUAGUGGCUGUCAUAUUACCAGCCAGAUUCUCUGGUGUAACAUGAGACUAGAGUCAGAUAUCAUGGAGACAAUUCAUUUCAAACAAAUGGAACCACUCUCAAAAGAAGAGUAUAUAGUGGCAGUCAUAUUACUCUCAAAAGAAGAGAUAUAACUAUGGAUGCAAGGACCGAACAUCGUUGAGAUCAACAUUAUAGUCAUGUUUUGAGGCUAUAAGUGUUUUUAAAACAAUUAUAUUGUUUACAAACAGAUUAUAAAAAGGUUAUAUUUUCAGUUCAGAUGGGAAUCUACAGUUGAAGUUCAUGAGGCAUUUAUACUGUGUACAAAACAUUAAGAACGACUACCUUAUAUUGAGUUGCACUUUCAUCUGAAUUCACCUGGUCAGUCAGUCAUGGACAGAGGCAGGUGUGUAUAAUGUUUUGUACACUCAGUGUAUAAGUUAGAUUUGUCAAGAAUCAAUAGCAUCAUUCAUUGGAAAGUAAAAUGUAUGUAGCAAUCUCAGCUUGUACAGUUGUGAAAUUUGACUGUUUCUAUGAAAACACAAAACUAUAGGACUUCAGUUAUUGUAGAUAGAAUUAGAAGUGAAUUUGAAGAUGAUAUAAAAUGUAAGCAACUGUGUGAAACCAAGUGUUUGUUCCCUUCUGCUUCAGGCGCCUGAACACGUAGGCAUUAACAUGAUGUAAUAAAGAGCUCCAAUUCAUUCAAUAAAUACAAAUGACUUCAAGUUCAUU